This is a messenger RNA of Dictyostelium discoideum AX4, 4188 nucleotides long. RefSeq lists its product as hypothetical. The record is from RefSeq and is a predicted model, not a curated record. Bases 1 to 4188 code for a protein of 1395 amino acids. The transcript has a single exon. Lineage: Eukaryota; Evosea; Eumycetozoa; Dictyosteliales; Dictyosteliaceae.
AUGGAAAUUCUAGAAAUAUUGUUUUGGAAAGUUUUUAAAAAUAAAUUUAUAUUCAAUGAGAUAUUAAAUCAAAUUCACAACAAUGAAUGGGUUGAAUAUGAUGAACCAAAUAAAUAUAAUGUUUACAAUAGAUGUAAAUUUGGAAACACUCACUCAUUGGAAAUAAUGAUCAAAAAUGAUCUACUCCCAUUAAUUAAAGAUAAAGUCAAACAUAAUGAUCAUAUAAAAAUUGAUCAUUUUUCCAUUAAAAAUCUUUUUUUAAAAUUAUCAAAAAAACAACCACAACAACAAAAUAAUCAAGAACAAACCAUAAACAAUGAUAAUAAUAAUAAUAAUAAUAAUAAUAAUAAUAAUAAUAAUAAUAAUAAUAAUAAUAAUAAUAAUAAUAAUAAUAAAAAUAAAUAUAAAGAUGAAGAUUAUUUAGAAAUUAUUGAAUUAUUUAUGAAAUAUAGAAGAGAUGAAUUUGAAAUUACUGAUUUAAUAAUGAUGGCAGUAAAAACUUAUUCUCCAGAUAUUAUUAGAUUAUUAGUUAAUGAACCAUAUUCAGUUAUAAUUUAUCCAACAACAUUUGAAUUUGCAAUUAUAAAUUCAAAUUUAGCAACAAUUAAAGAACUAAUAAAUUUAGAACCAACAAAUUUUAAAAACUAUGGUAUUAAAUUAAUUAGUGAAGAAUUUAAAAGAAAAUCAUUAUCAUUGGCAGCACAUAGAAAAACUCUUAAAACUACAAUCACUGAAUACAUUUUUAGUAAUCUAUCAUUAUAUUCAGUACCACCACCAUUAUCAUUAUUAAAUAAUCAAAUACAAGAACAACCAUCAACAAAUAAAAGAUUAAAACUAUCUGAAACUUCAAAACCAAAUAAUAAUAAUGACGAUAAUAAUAAUGAUAAUGAUAAUAAUGAUAAUGAGGAAAUUAAAUAUGAAUAUAUUAAAUUUGAAGAAUUUAUAAAAUUAAAAUCAAGCAAUUUAUUAAAAUCAUUUAUGGAAUUGGAUAUAGUAAAAGGUAGUUUUAAAAAGAAUUUUAAUUCAUUUAUUAAAAUGUAUCACCCAUAUGAGAGAUUAAAAGUUGAUAUUAGAAUUAUAUUAAAAUAUGGAGAUAUAAUGUUACAACAAGUAAGUGGAGAAAUUUUAGAUAAAAUGAAUAAAAUCGAUACAAAUAAACAAAAAGGUUUUAAUAAAUUAAAAGAAUUAAGAAAAUUAACAGUAAUAGAAUUUCCAAAACAAAAUAACUUUUAUUACUAUUAUUGGAAAGCAUAUGGUGAAAAAAUUAAAGGACUUGAUAGAAUACCACCAAAAUCAAUUUCAAACCCAGAUGAACAAGAUUUUUUUCAAUACCUUGAUAGUAAUGAAGAAAAACAAUAUGUUGAAGAAGAUUAUUUUUUUGGAAAUGGAAAUGAUGAAGAAGAAAACACUUCAUUGGAGAAUUAUAAUAAUAAUAAUAUUAAUAAUAAUAAUAUUAAUAAUGAAGAAGAAGAAGAAGAUGAUGAUGAUGAUGAUGAUGAUGAAGAAGAUGAAGAAGAUGAAGAUGAAGAGAAUGAAGACGAUGGAAAUGAAGACGAUGGAAAUGAUCAAGAACUACCUGAAAUGGAUUCUGGAUCUGAUAUAGAUAUUGAAAAUGAAGUUGAUGAAGAAACUAUUAAUGAUUUAGAAAAUAAAAAGAGAUUUAUAAAUGGUUUUAAUAAAUUUAGAAAAGCAUCAGUUUAUGAUAUUUCUAAUAGAUAUUCAGAUUUAGAUAAUUCAUAUUUAAAAGCAAUUAAAGAAUGUAAUAUUGAAAUGUUAGAAGAGGUGAAUAAAAAUAAUCCAAAUUUUACAUUGAAUGUUUCCAAAUUUCAUUAUUUCCAAUUACCAACAGAAUCUGAAGAUGUGUUAAAGCUUUGGAAAUUCUUUGUUGGACAUGGAUUUAAACAAUUUCAAUAUAGUCAAGAAAUAUUCCUAGAAUUCGUUUCAAGUGUAACCGAUGUAUUAUCACCAUCAAAAUUGGAGAUAGUAACACUUUGUGCUCCUCUUUUGAGAAGAAUAGAAUUUUUAUUAUUUGAUACACUAUUUAGAAAGAAAUUUAACGCAUUUGAAAUAUUAUUUAAAAGAUUCUCUUUUUUAGAACCAUUUUCAAAAGAUGAAUAUACUGAACUUUUAAAUCAGGAAAAGGUUAUAUUCAACAUCAAUGGUAAAUUAGUGCAAUUUGAUAACAGCCAUCUCAAUCAAACAAUCAGAUUAAUUUCAUUAGUAGUGGCAAAGUUUCACCUACAAGCUUUAAACGCACCUCAGCAUCCUAGUAUUAAUAAUAGUACUAAACCAGCACAACAAUCAUAUAGUAUAAUUAUAAACUAUUUAUAUGAUCAGUUACUUAGAAUUAAAGGUUUAACAAUUAAUCACUUAGAACUUGUUAGAUCAAUUAUUCCUGAACAUUUCUUAUCAGAUGCACACAGUCAAGUGUUUCGUGUCUUUUUCUAUCUUAAUAUCAGAUCUUCAAAAUUUUCAAAAUACAUAAUUGAAAGACCUGGUGUUGAUACUUUUAUGUAUAUUUCAGAAGAUUAUGCAGAAAACUAUAAUUGUAGUGAACCACCAACUACAAAUGUUGAUGAUAUUGGUUUUGAUAUUAGAAAAUAUUUAAAUUUAGAUAUCUUUACAUAUGAUUUUAUAUUAGGUAGAGAAUCAAUUCAAUCAUAUGGUACUGAUACUGUUGAUAGUGUUGAUAAGUUUAAUAAUAAUAAUAAUAAUAAAAAAAAUUAUAAAAAGUAUAUAACUCAAUUCGAUACAAUAUUAAAAGAAUUAAUGAAACAAUUAUCACAUGACAUUUGUACAAAUAUUGAUAGAGAUAGAAUCACUGGAGGUCAAGAUUUCUUUAAUUAUUCAUUAAGUGCAGAUUUAAGAUUUAGUUUAGCCAUUGGUAGAAAAGAUAUAUUUUGGGAAUUAUUAGAUUGGAUUCAACAAUAUAUUACUUUAAAUGAAAAUUUAAUUAAAUAUCAAGUUUAUCAAUUUAAUUCACCAUAUGAAUCAUUAUUACCAACUAGUACAAUAUAUCCAAAUGUAAAAAUAAUUAAAAAAGAAUUGCCACCAUCAACAACAAAAACAAAAACAACAUCAACAACAACAGCAGCAACAACAACAACAACUGAAAGUAGAAUAUUAAAAAUUGAUAAUUUUGAAAAUCCAAUACCAAAUGAAUCAUCAGUUAAAAUUAAUUGGAAUGAAAAUAAAUUAGAUGAAUCAUUUAAACCAAUUUCAAAACUUAUAAAUUCAUUUAAAUUUUUUGAAGAUGUAUUGGAUUCAAUUUGUAAAGUAAUGAAUGUAAAUGAAAUUCAAAGAUUUAUUCAAUAUAAUUUCUUUGAAACAAGUUUCCAAUUUGCAAUUUACUCUUAUUUAGUAUUUAUGAAUAGAGAUGAUGUACUUUCAUUCCUAUUGAAUAAUUAUAAUAUAGAGUUUGACAUAUUCCCAUUCUUUCUACCAGAAAGAAGAUAUUCUCAAUAUUUAGAAUGUAAAUUCAUAUUUGAAAAUCAUUUCGAAAGAGUAAAGAAUAUUUCAAAUUUAAAUAUAGAAUGGUGUGAAAGAAGAGAUUUAGAUUUCCCAUCCACUGUAUUGAAUGGGUUUGUUAAAUUUCUUUGUAAAGAAAAGAAUAUCGCAAUCUAUAAUCAGUUUAUUCAAGAAAAUGGUAAUUUAGAAAUUAGAAAUAAAAUUAUUAAAGAAACUAUUGAAGUAAUGAAAAUAGAACUAGAUGCAAACAUUGAUGAAGAUGAAGAUGAUGAUACUGAGAAUUUCGCAUUCAUAUUAAGAAAUCAAAAACAUAAAGUUUUACUCAUUCAAUCAAUUAUUGAACAACCAGAUACUCAAUUAUACUUUAAAUCAGCUUUAGAUCAAGUUUUAUUAGAAUUAAAAGAGAAAAGAAAAACUGAUAAAAUUAAUUCUCCAUUCAUUGAAAAUCUUAAAAAUCCAUUCUUACAAUCUUUUAUUUAUGGUGAUAUUAAAACUUGUGAUAUCAUUCUCAAAUAUUAUCCAAAUCAAUUUAAAAUCACUAAAGAUUCAAUCACUAAAGCAUUAAAACUCGAUAGAAUCCAUAUUAUUAAAUAUUAUUAUAAAGUUGAUAAUUGUAAAAAUUUAAUUAAUAAUUUUAAAAAUGAUAAUAAUUUAUUAAAACAUUUAAAAAAUGAAUUAUCAAAACAUCCAAUUUAUAAAUAUCAUUUAACUUGGUUAUAA